GUCUCAGUUCCUGCUCAGUUAUCGAUGAGCGAGGGCGAAGCGUUCUAGACGCGGCGCGCGCCGAUUCCUUGUGAUGUGACAAGCGGUGAUACAGCUGGAGACAAUCAGUGGGAGUGCAAGAAGAACCGAAAAGAUGCGGUCGAACGCUGUUACGCUGGCACGUGUUUGUGUGUCACUUCUGCUGAUGGUGACUGUGGCGAAUGCGAGAAUUCACAAAUCAGAUAUACGGGAAGAUAGACGGCAUUAUAUCACUCUGAGCACAUUCGGUUUCUACAAGGGUGGCAUUUUAACUGUAAAUCUCACGAAUUUCAAAUUCGAACCAGCAGAUGCAGACAAAAAACUGACACCGGAAAGUACGAAUAAAGCUGUGUUUGGCUUCAGCUUGGGUCGAACGCUAAUCGAUGCUAUUAAUCCCUACGUGCACAAUCACCUGGAUGGGUGUCUGUUACAAAAUGUUUCGAAUUUCAAGACGGAACAGAAGGAUGACAGCUCCAUUAUAUAUUUUACCAUGGACUUAAAGAAUCUAAUGAUGCAAGUAAACUGCAGUCGCAAUGUACACGCGGCACAUAUUUAUAAAGACUCCAGUACGGUGCUGAUGUAUCGAACAAAGAGGAGCUCGCUAUCUGCUAGAUUCAGCGAUACCGCGCUCUUUCCACGGAGAAAACGAAAUGCAUCGCACGUCGAAAAAUCCGUCGUGUUCAGUAAUGUUCCAAAACUCGAGUCAGAGAGCAACGCGUGUUCUCGUCUAAGAUUGCCGAUGACGAUGGAGACAACCUCGAAAGGUGAAAGAUCGUACAACACGAGUUUCCUCAUGUAUGUGGCAAGCGAAGAAGAAGAGGGCCUGUAUAAUCUCUAUUUUCACAAUUGUCAAAAUUAUGAUAAUAAUAUGGAACCGCUGCUUGUGGAUUUCACGGUGGAAAUAGCGGAGAUUAAUAAUGACAACUUCCUCAGCGCUGGCGAGAUGCCCUUGCCAGCUUUGUACUUUACAAUGGCACUGCUUUUCUUCUUGUCGGGCUGCUUUUGGGUGUUUAUUCUUAACAAAAGCAAGCAUUCUGUAUUCAAAAUCCACUAUUUAAUGGCGGUCCUAGUGUACCUGAAGUCUCUCUCAUUGUUAUUCCACGGUAUAAAUUACCACUUCAUUCAGACCAAGGGUGAACACGUAGAGGCGUGGGCGAUUUUAUACUACAUUACUCAUCUCCUGAAAGGCGCCGUUCUCUUCAUUACUAUUGUACUUAUCGGCACCGGAUGGAAUUUCAUAAAGCAUAUUCUCACAGAUAAGGAAAAGAAACUCUUUAUGCUGGUCAUACCAUUGCAGGUAUUGGCAAAUGUAGCUGAAAUAAUAAUCGAAGAAAGUGAUGUAGGUAAUUUACGUCGCGAAACUUCACGGGAUAUGUUCAUACUCGUUGAUUUAGCCUGUUGCGGUGCAAUUCUAUUUCCGGUUGUAUGGAGCAUCAAACAUUUGGAAGAGGCUGCUCGCACGAGCGAUAAAGCAGCUAUGAACUUGCGCAAGCUGAUGCUGUUCAAGCAUUUUUACAUUAUGAUAGUUUUCUAUAUAUAUUUCACCCGAAUUAUAAUGUACAUACUCAAGAUCACUGUGCGCUUUGAUUAUCAAUGGCUGGACGAAACGUUUCGAGAAAUGGCGACCUAUGCGUUCUUCGUUUUAACAGGUUACAAAUUUCGACCAGCAUCUGCGAAUCCGUACUUCACGGUGCCGAGUGACGAAAUGGAGUCGAGCGAGGAUGACAAGACCGAUAUCGUUAUUUCCGGUGGUAACGGAAUCAGCAGAGACUUCAGUAAAGUAAGCAAGGUGCCCAGGGCAGUUCGAACUAUGAAAGUUCCGUCUACCGAGGAGGAGCGACAUAAUCUCUUCCACAGUUCGGAAUCUUCUCGCGAGUAUGACUGAAAAUAAUAGAGAUAAAUUGUGAUAGAAUGUGUCACGUGACCAACGCGCCUGCGAAUUUUUGAGACUAUAUUCUAUGGAUUGAAGAGUGGCAAUUAUAUAAAAGCGACGACAGGAUGAUGAAAAGGGAAAUCAAUGAGAAUGCGCGACUCAAACUCAGCAAUUUUUCUAUCCUCAGAUUUAUUUUACAUUUCUCGAAAGAAAACAAAGAAAAAAUAUCGAUUUAUAUUCGCAAAUCACUACAUUAGUGCGUUGCAUAUAACAAUUGUGGCUGGAUAGUUUAUUUAUUUGUGAUCAAGUUUAUAUUUUUGCUAAUUUCAAAUUAAUUAUUAUAUCGCAUUUCAUUGAAUCACCGAUUUAUCGAUCCUCUCCCGCUUUUGUUUUCAUCAUUCAAUCCGACAUUAGUGAGAUAUUUCUUCCUUUAAUUUUUUCCUUUUUUCUCUUUAACGAGAUAGAUACUUUAAGUAGGUAACUGCUCACCUUAAUCACUUAAUGUUACAAUGUUAAGGCUCCAACAUGAGAACGCGAGCAGACGACAAGUACGCGCACUUUUUUCGACGCGUCUCUUGUAGUCAGUUUUCCGUAGGCAUUUAGAGAAACAUUUCCAUUCUCUUCUUUCCCGUAAUGCACGCUUGAUUACCUCGAGGAAUCUUAUUUUGCUGACGGCGCGGGUACUUUUAUAUCGUAAUCUUAGGAACAAGGACCGAAAAUUGAGCGGUGCAAUAAACUUAUCUAACAAUAUGUGUCCUCUCGCGAAAUAUUACACGCGAUAUUAUUAUAGUAGAAUUAAUAGUACAAUUGUUAAUACUCAAUGGCAGAUCUAAGUGAACUAAGUUUAAGUUUUACAGUCAAGAAGUUCGGUGCACAAAUGCCUUGCUUCUUAAGCUGUGACGUGUUUUCAAUUUCUUUUUUCAAGUUCAAGAUUUAUUUAUAAAGUAAUAAUCCUUGGAAAUAUUACACCAUCGAAAAUAUGUAGAUCUGCAACUGAUUAUUACUAUUAUACUUAUUAUUAUACAAACGUUGUCGUUUCGCUACAUCGUUACAUCUAGGACCAUAUUUACUUACAACUAAAAAUUCCAAGAAAUAUGUUCUAAGAAAUAUUGCACUCGCGGAAGGUAAAUAUGAUCCUAGUUAUAUCUGUUAUUAUCAAUAACUAUGUCGUAUAUAUCGAACGGGACACGAAGAGUUGAAAAAUAAAGCAGAUAUUUUUA
Camponotus floridanus (Florida carpenter ant) is the source of this 3111-nucleotide messenger RNA. Its product is annotated as protein GPR107. Lineage: Eukaryota; Metazoa; Arthropoda; Insecta; Hymenoptera; Formicidae. The record is from RefSeq and is a predicted model, not a curated record. The coding region runs from base 134 to 1903 and encodes 589 amino acids. Gene Ontology annotation, cellular component: membrane; Golgi apparatus. The transcript has 10 exons. Gene Ontology annotation, biological process: transport.